AUGAAUGAAACCAAUAAAAUACAAUUCGAUGAGACAUCUAACGAGACAAUUCAUAAGAGACCCAUCACUGAUUUGGUAUCCGAUCAACAGAAUACACUCAUAAGUAGUGAUGAUAGCGGAAAGAUAUGCAUUUCCAGUUACAAGGACUCGCGUUUACAACCAAACUCCAGUUUUGAAGGAUAUAAUGGUUUCUCGUGCAAUUGUUUGGCGCUUUUCAAGAACUAUUUGUGUGCGGGUUAUGGUUCCGGGCAUUUGCGGGUUUUUGAUAUACAAAACAAGCAAAUAAUUAGUGAAGUGUCGGCGCAUGCAAAAUGGGUCACUGCUAUCGAUGUGGCCCCAGAGACUGGUCUCAUUUUGUCCACUUCUGAAGAUAGCUUUGUUAGGAUUUGGAAAUUAUGCGAACAAAACAACUCAUUAAAGUACUAA
Messenger RNA from Oppiella nova, 426 nucleotides. The record is from the annotation of a GenBank genome assembly. NCBI's taxonomy places the organism in Eukaryota, Metazoa, Arthropoda, Arachnida, Sarcoptiformes, Oppiidae.